ACAGACUCGGAAAUACUCGAUCGUGCAGGGGUUUAUAGAAAGGUUAAAUCCGAUAACAAAACGUUUUAUUUUAUCGGCACCACGGUCGCACAGGUCCGGCUGGCAUGCCCCUGGACGUGACGGACUACACGUGGAGCCAGACGGACUCUACAAUCCACCUCAGCGUGCCCUUAAAAGGAGCGACGGUCCGUAAAGUGGACAUAGUGUCAACAGAGGAGUAUCUGAAGGUCCACUUCCCUCCGUUCCUGUUUGAGGCCUUCCUAUUUGAACCCGUCGAUGAUGAUCGAAGCACAGCAAGGAUUGGAAAUGGAGUCGCUGUUUUCACUUUACCAAAAAAGACAUGUAAAGUGUGGGAGCGUCUGAUGAUAACCACAGAUGAUAAAGAAACAAAGAAGGAGAUCAGGGAGAGAGCUCUACUGAAACAGCAGCAGAAACUUUCUGCAGAGUCAAAACAAAAAGGUGAAAAACAGCAAGCAGAGAAGAAAUAUGCUCUGGAGACCAUGAUGAAGCUGGAGAAGGAGGAAAGGGACAGAAUUGAGAAGAUGAAGGAAGCAGAGCGAGAGAAAACAACCGCAGAGCUGGCAGCGUGGCAGCUGAGGCAGAAACAGAAGGCAGAGGAAGCCCAACAGAAACAGAACCAUCAGAUUCAACAGGCGGGAAGCACAGACAUACCAGGAAACAGACUAACGGACAUCGUGAAGAACAAACAGGAUCACAGAAACUCCAAGACCAAGAAGAUCCAACCCCAGCUGCCUCCUCCAAGACGAUGUGGGAACAUUGCAGUUACGUUCACCCCUCGGGUUUUCCCAACAGCCCUCCGAGAGUCACUGGUUCCCGAGGAGGAAGAGUGGCUGAAGAAACAAGCUGAAGCGAGGCGAGCAGUGAGUGCGGAGGUGGAGGAGCUCCAGGACCUGACAGAGGAGGAGAGGAACCAUGACUGGCUGAAACAAAAAGGCGACAAGUGUUUUACAAAUGGAGACUAUGUGGGAGCGGUGAAUGCCUACAGUCUGGGGAUCAGACUCAACGGGAAGAUACCUGCUCUGUAUUCAAACAGAGCUGCAUGUCAUCUGAAGUUAAGGAAUCUGCACAAAGCCAUCGAGGACUCCUCUAAGGCACUGGAUCUGUUGACUCCAGCCGUGCCUGCCAACUCUGCAGCCAGAGUCCGAGCCAGCAUCCGGCGAGGAUCCGCAUUCUGCCAGCUGCAGCUCUACGCUGAAGGACUACAAGACUAUGAAGCAGCGCUGAAGAUCGACCCUCACAAUGAGGCGCUGCAGGAAGACGCCCAGAUAAUCCGAGACAUCAUCCAAGGUUCUGCAGGACAAAAUGAGACACAGUGACACAAAAGAGACAAGUCAAAAUCACCUGGAACAGUGAGACUAAUAGCAUAUUUAUGAAUUAACAGUUCAAAGCAUAAUUGAAGCGUCUACAGAUCCUCAAAUGCUUUAUUUUCAACUGAAACGAUGUCAUUCAGGGGUUAUUUGAAUGAUUUCAGAGAUUAUGUAUUUCUUAAAUAAUCUUUUGUACCCGAUUAUAAGACGUUUGAUGCUCAGUCAAUUUCUUUCAUUUCUAAUCUAACAGCCUCGGGGAAGCAUCUGUGUCUGUAAAUGUCUUGCUUUCUUCCAUCAGAACCAGCAGAUAAUCUGCUUUGGGAUAAAAUAUUGUUUAAGUAAUACAUUUUGUAUUGGAACUGAAGGUAUGGCUGUAACUUGCAUUUAAGAGAAAUCCUUUUCACAUGUGGUAUGUCUUAAUUUGAUUGUGUUGUAAAAUUUUGUUGUUUCUAUUCCUUGUGCGCCCUCAUGUGUUCACAGGCGGUUCCUACUGAAGUAAAACCAAACAUCAUCAGUUACCUGCUCAGGACAUGAUUAUAUCUGGAUCAAACUCAACCUAAGUCAUCACUGUUAUUUAGGAAUUUUGACCCAAGGUGUUCUGGGACUUUGACUGGGCCAUUGCAGCACUUUUGUCCUUUUGCUGUGUGUCUGCUGUUGUGUUUGGUAUCAUUGCCCUGUUGAUGAACCGGUUUGGGCCAGGUUUAGAUGGCUACAUAUUUUAAUUCUAUGACAUUGGACUCUUUGACUACAAGAUGCCCAGAUCCUCUGUCUGCAGAACAUGAAGAAAUCAUCAUACCUCCUCCACUAUGCUGGACUAUUUUGAUGAGGUUUUUGUGCUGACUUAGGUUUGUUUUCCUUGGAACAGGGUGUUGUGCAUUAUUGUCAUGCAUCACAACUCUGUUCUCAUCAGUCAUUCAGGUGUUUUGAAAGUUGUUGCUACAGAACAAGCCCAGAUUAUGAGCCCUUCACCACCGUGCUUCACAGUUGGGAUGAGGAAUUGGCUGAAACGUGUUGUUGGGUAAAUCUCAACUCAGCGGCACGUGUUUUCUGUGACCUCAGCUGAAUGCAUCAAUAAACACACUAAACAAGA
Messenger RNA from Girardinichthys multiradiatus, 2418 nucleotides. It is a transcript of the gene dnaaf4, whose product is annotated as dynein axonemal assembly factor 4. The transcript has 9 exons. The record is from RefSeq and is a predicted model, not a curated record. Gene Ontology annotation, biological process: cilium movement; outer dynein arm assembly; heart development. Bases 105 to 1337 code for a protein of 410 amino acids. Gene Ontology annotation, molecular function: nuclear estrogen receptor binding. NCBI's taxonomy places the organism in Eukaryota, Metazoa, Chordata, Actinopteri, Cyprinodontiformes, Goodeidae.